UAAAUACGCCGGUGGUUCAUUAUGGCGUUCCACUGGCAAUCAAAAGUCAAUGUUCAGCAUGUCGGGGUCGAUGACAUGGUCCUUCUGCCAAAACUCACAGAGCAAAGUAUCGUUGAAAAUUUAAAGAAGAGGCUUCAAGCUAACAGUAUUUUUACAUAUAUUGGUCCUGUACUGAUAUCGGUAAAUCCCUUCAAACAAAUGCCAUAUUUUACGGAGAAAGAAAUGCUUCUAUAUCAGGGAGCUGCUCAAUAUGAAAAUGCGCCACAUAUCUAUGCAUUGGCUGAUAACAUGUACAGAAAUAUGCUCAUUGAUAACGAGUCCCAAUGUGUUAUUAUAUCUGGAGAAUCCGGUGCCGGUAAAACAGUCAACGCGAAGUUCAUUAUGAAUUAUAUUUCUCGUAUUUCGGGAGGAGGGCAGAAAGUUCAGCACAUCAAAGAUGUUAUUUUGCAAUCAAAUCCACUUCUCGAAGCUUUCGGAAACAGUGCAACAGUCCGUAACUGGAACAGUUCGAGAUUUGGAAAAUACGUAGAAAUUGUGUUCAGUCGAGGUGGAGAACCUAUUGGUGGAAAACUUUCCAACUUUCUUUUGGAAAAGUCUCGAGUUGUUCAUCAAAAUGAAGGAGAUCGAAACUUCCAUGUUUUUUAUCAAUUAUGCGCUGGCGCAGACAAGAACUUGAGAAGUACUUUCGGAAUUGGAGAACUUCAAUAUUACAACUAUUUAAAUAUGAGUGGAGUUUUCAAAGCAGACGAUACGGACGAUGGGAAGGAAUUUGAGAGCACCCUGCACGCAAUGAAAGUUGUCGGUGUUAAUGAUCAAGAUCAAUUAGAAGUUUUGCGAAUUGUGGCAACUGUUCUCCAUAUCGGAAAUAUCACUUUCACCGAGGAGAAUAAUUUUGCUGCAGUUAGUGGAAAAGAUUAUCUUGAAUAUCCUGCCUUCCUUCUGGGACUCACUAGUGCAGACAUUGAGGCAAAGCUUACUGGUCGUAAAAUGGAGAGCAAAUGGGGUACACAAAAGGAAGAAAUCGAUAUGAAGCUUAACGUUGAGCAGGCGAGCUAUACCAGAGACGCAUGGGUUAAAGCAAUUUACGCAAGAUUAUUCGAUUAUCUUGUAAAAAAAGUGAAUGACGCAAUGAAUAUCACUUCACAAUCGACUUCAGACAACUUUUCUGUUGGAAUUCUUGAUAUCUACGGUUUCGAAAUUUUCAACAAUAAUGGAUUUGAACAAUUUUGUAUCAACUUUGUCAAUGAAAAACUUCAACAAAUCUUCAUCGAAUUAACGCUAAAAGCAGAACAGGAAGAAUAUGUUCGUGAAGGAAUCAAAUGGACAGAAAUCGAUUAUUUCGAUAACAAAAUCGUGUGUGAUCUGAUUGAAACGAAGCGUCCACCUGGAAUAAUGAGCCUUCUUGAUGAUACAUGUGCUCAAAAUCAUGGACAACGAGAAGGUGUCGAUCGUCAAUUGCUCACGACUCUUUCGAAAUCAUUUGCUGGACAUCCCCAUUUCGGCCCUGGCUCAGAUUCAUUCGUUAUCAAACAUUAUGCUGGAGAUGUUACAUAUAAUGUAGAUGGAUUCUGUGAUAGAAACAGAGAUGUUCUUUAUCCAGAUCUUAUUCUACUCAUGCAAAAGUCUUCACGCCCAUUCAUUCAAGCUUUAUUCCCUGAAAAUGUAGCUGCGUCAGCUGGAAAACGACCAACAACAUUCUCAACUAAGAUUCGAACUCAAGCUAAUACUCUUGUGGAAUCCCUGAUGAAAUGCUCACCUCAUUACGUACGAUGUAUCAAGCCAAAUGAAACAAAACGACCAAAUGAUUGGGAAGAGAGUCGAGUGAAGCAUCAGGUUGAAUAUUUGGGUCUUCGUGAGAAUAUUCGAGUGAGAAGAGCUGGUUUUGCAUAUCGAAGAGCUUUCGACAAAUUUGCCCAACGAUAUGCCAUCGUCUCUCCUCAAACGUGGCCAUGUUUCCAAGGAGAUCAGCAAAGAGCUUGUGAGAUAAUCUGCGAUUCAGUUCAUAUGGAAAAGAAUCAGUAUCAGAUGGGAAAAACUAAGAUAUUUGUAAAGAAUCCCGAAUCGCUGUUUUUAUUGGAAGAGACUCGUGAACGCAAGUUUGAUGGUUACGCAAGAGUCAUUCAAAAAGCCUGGAGACAAUUCUCGGCUAGAAAGCAGCACAUUAAGCAAAAGGAGCAAGCUGCCGACCUCAUGUAUGGAAAAAAGGAACGCCGUCGCUACUCAUUAAACCGAAACUUUGUCGGAGAUUACAUUGGAUUAGAGCAUCAUCCGACACUUCAGUCCCUGGUUGGCAAGCGUCAGAGAGUGCUGUUUGCAUGCACUGCUAACAAAUAUGAUAGAAAGUUUAGGGUGACAAAACUUGAUUUACUUUUGACUGUCAAUCAUUUGACUCUUAUUGGAAAAGAAAAAGUGAAGAAUGGUCCCGAAAAGGGGAAGAUCGUUGAAGUUAUCAAAAGACAAUUUGAUCUACCUCAAAUCAAAUCAAUUGGUCUAUCUCCAUAUCAAGACGAUUUUGUGAUAUUAUAUCUGGGAAACGAUGAUUAUUCUUCUCUUCUCGAAACACCAUUCAAAACUGAAUUCUGUACAGCUCUCUCAAAAGCAUAUAAAGAACGAACAAACGGUACUCUUCAUCUCGAUUUCCGUAGUUCUCAUGUUGUUAGUUACAAAAAGAUGAAAUUCGAUUUCUCCGAUGGAAAACGAACGGUUCAGUUUGGAAACGAUGGAACUUCGUCUGCAGAGAAGACAUUGAAACCAAAUGGAAAAGUUUUGAAUGUUAGCAUUGGUACUGGAUUACCGAAUACUACAAGGCCAUCAACUGAACGUCCACAAGGUGGGUACACCCCGCGAAGAGAUCAAUUGAGAACAUCAACACGACGAACGAAACAGAAUAAUCAAAGUUAUGGACAAAAUGGCCAAUCUCAGGCAAUGAGAGCUCCGGUUCCCGCUCAUGGAAUGAAUAACAAUUACAAUCAGACACCAGCUCCAGUAUCGACUAAUCAUCAAUAUAGCCAAGAACCUGCGCGAAUUCCAGUGAUGGGAAACGUCAUAAAUCAGUUGAAUAACAUGAAUCUAUCUGGAAACGGAAACUCUCCAGCUGGACGAGGACCUCCGCCAGCGCGUGGACCAAAACCUCCUCCACCAGCAAAGCCAAAGCUUAAUCCUGUCGUUAUUGCUGUCUAUCCAUAUGAAGCUCAAGAUGUUGAUGAGCUCAGCUUUGAAGCUGGAGCUGAAAUUGAACUCAUGAACAAAGAUGCUUCUGGAUGGUGGCAAGGAAAAGUGAACAAUCGAGUUGGUCUUUUCCCCGGAAAUUAUGUCAAAGAAUAAUUUCAUUUUUUAUUGCACGAUCUCCCCCUCAUUUCCCCAAUAUCUGUGAAAUGCCUGUUUGUGAACAUUGAUUACGAGUUGUACUAUAUUUCUUUAAAUAUUUUAUAUUAGCAUCCUUUACUCAUCAAAUACUUACUUCUGUUUAUAAACCACAAUGGUGUAAUUUCAUGUUAAAUUGUUACUAUAUUGUUUAAAAUAAAUCGGAAGACUACU
This is a messenger RNA of Caenorhabditis elegans, 3537 nucleotides long. RefSeq names its product Unconventional myosin-Ie (gene hum-1). The record is from RefSeq and is marked reviewed. Gene Ontology annotation, molecular function: cytoskeletal motor activity; ATP binding; cysteine-type endopeptidase activity. NCBI's taxonomy places the organism in Eukaryota, Metazoa, Nematoda, Chromadorea, Rhabditida, Rhabditidae. The transcript has 20 exons. Gene Ontology annotation, biological process: proteolysis; vesicle-mediated transport; left/right pattern formation. Gene Ontology annotation, cellular component: myosin complex. Bases 22 to 3324 code for a protein of 1100 amino acids.